AUGUUCACUAGCCCCAUGAUGCUUUUUCAAGCCAACUUUGUGAAUCAUCAUUCAAGAAAACUUCUACUUGAUGCUCCUAUGUACUUACAUGCGUCAACAACUAUGAGAACAGCAGUGGAGGCAAUAGCAGCUUCCCCAGCACCAAGUACAGAUACGGCAAACAAAAGCUUUGAUGCAAAUGUGGUGAUGGUACUAUCAGUGCUUCUCUGUGCUCUCAUUUGUUCUUUAGGGUUAAACUCUAUAAUCAGGUGUGUAUUAAGAUGCUCGAAUUUAGUUCAUUCUGAGUCGAUUACAAGCCAGGAAAGCACGCCAGUUAGGUUAGCCAACACUGGGAUUAAGAAAAAGGCAUUGAAGACUUUCCCAGUUGUUAGCUAUUGGGAAGGGCUGAAAUUACCUGGAUUAGGCAAAGAAUGCGUGAUAUGCUUAAGUGAGUUCAUCGUAGAAGAACAAGUCAAAAUUCUGCCGAAAUGCAACCAUGGAUUCCAUAUUCGAUGCAUCGAUAAGUGGUUGAGUUCGCACUCCUCCUGCCCAACUUGUAGGCACUCCCUCAUAGAAACAUGCGAGAAGAUAUUGUCAGGUGGGGCAUGUAACAGUACAACACCAUUUCAAGGACAAAAUCCAAGUGGUGUCAAUAUUAUAAACAUCGUGCCUUUACAACCUGAGCGAUUUGAACCAAGCUGCCAAGCUGAUGAUGGAGCUAAUACUGCAACAGUUGAUGAUUAUGAACCAUUUAUAGAGGAUUACUCACUUUAUGUUGAUUAUGAUGUUGAGUUUAAUGUUGAAAAUUCAUUUGAAAAACAACCAGAAGUGGAUUAUCUAGAGGGUAUGGUGAGUGAUAAUAGUGGAGAAGCUUUCUACUCUGAGAGUGGCCAUGGUUCUGAGGAUAGUGGAGAUGAUUCUGAUGACAGUGAAUACAAUGUGGAUGAGUCUAACAUACAAUUUGAUGUACAUGUAUACAUGAGUGAAUUUCAUAAUGCUGUUGAUGUAGAUGAACAUGGAAUCUUGAACAAUCAUUCAAAAGAUGAAGGCAUUGACAUGGUUGAUGAUGAGUUGGAAGUUAUUGCCACUGAUGAUUAUCAAUUUGCAGGAUUUCAUGAAGAUAAUAGGAAGAGACUGCUAAAAGAGUUGAGUAAGUCAAGUACAUGCUCACAUGGAGAGGUUCAUGUUAAACCAUUUCAGAUUGGCCAGGUCUUCAAAACCAAGAUUGAUGUUAAAAACUACAUGAACUCACAUGCUGUAGCAACAAGGAGGUCUUUAUACCUAGCCAAAAAUGAAAAAAAUCCAUAUUAG
Molecule: messenger RNA, 1290 nt
Organism: Lactuca saligna
Lineage: Eukaryota; Viridiplantae; Streptophyta; Magnoliopsida; Asterales; Asteraceae
Source: the annotation of a GenBank genome assembly